Messenger RNA from Rotaria sp. Silwood1, 339 nucleotides. Lineage: Eukaryota; Metazoa; Rotifera; Eurotatoria; Philodinida; Philodinidae. The record is from the annotation of a GenBank genome assembly.
AUGAUCUCAUCACUACGAAAUCAUCCACCUCGACGAUUAACUCUUUGGAGUGAUUAUACUAAAUUACGUUUUAAUAUUAUUGACAAUAUUCUUACUUAUACACCUAACAUCGCAUAUUUAUAUUUACAAACAAUAUAUCCUAUGCUGUUUAUCGAUCUAGCUCGUGGCUUGAUUAAACGACUGCCUCAUUUGUCUCAAUUCGAUUAUUAUGUUAAAGAAAUGUUGACCAAGGAUAAUAGAAUUGGUAAUAUAACUACUUUACAUCAAAUUCAUCCUUAUUAUUUUAAUCGAAUUCAAUGUAUUGAAGAAAAUGACAAAUUUCGAAUUUUUACCAUUUGA